AUGAAAAGUCGCAUAACGGACGCAUUAGUUCCUUUCAAGGGUAUAGUAAGUGACUUGGACUGCUACUGGGCAGGGUUUAUUCAGAUGCGCUAUCAAAGCACGCCUGCCGAUAAACGUUUUCAUUGCAGUGUCUGUAAGAAAUCCUUUAGACUUGAAAAGGCAGCUGAAUUGCAUUUACAGCAGGCUCAUAACAAUGAUGGGAGUAUUGAAGUCGGUGCAGGUCCAGGUUGUGAAUUAAAUGCACCACCAAGUCGCACGAAUUCCCUUCCUUCUGGUCCUACUGUGAUUUCCCAACCGUCAGAAGGAUCAACUCAAGGUGAACACCCUCGUUCUCGGCGAAGUCGUCCAAUUCCGAAGCCGCUAAAUACACCUGAUAAGGAGGUUCCAUCAGAUGUGACCAAGGAUAUCUUAGAUGUAUGGGACAAUGUUGGCCUGCAGCGUUUAGCCGGUAAGUUUAUUCAUAGUUCCAUGAUUAUAAAGGUAUCCGCAACAACACCGGAGGGAAAAUCAGCGUCUCUUCAUAACUUUUCUAAUCCGAAGGAAGGCACUUCACCUACUCAGCCAAAUUUUCAAAGUCAUCAAGUUGUGAAUGAUACUGUCCAUAACGUCAAUUUUGAUGAUGCAUAUGCAAUGGCUCCUGCCGAGUCCGCCAGACCUUUUAACGCUAUCUUAUGCGACAACCCACUCAUCGAAACCAGCACUGGAUUCCAUGAAGCUUUUAAGACCACACACAAGGUGAUUGACCCCAUGUCAGCGACCUCUGCAACGCCGUCAUUCACAGCAUUUGGGAAACUGCCAAUGUUCGGACAACAACAACAAACGAGUACGGUGAGUAGCACCUUGAACAGAGAUCAGCAGUCCGCAUUACCUUUAUCGGUGGCUUCUCCGUUUGCGAAUGCUGCCAUAACUGAGUCCCCCUUUUCUGGAAACGUAGCUUCCUCCCCUAUGACGCCGGAGGUCUCACCUUUUGUAUCACACAUACUAUCAAGUCCUUUUGCAUCAGGAUCCCCUCUUGUAUCUCGCCAAACGACAAUACCAUCAGCUAUACCUCCCGCCUCAGUGAACAAUACAAACAACGGUAUGACUGCAGAAGCCGCUAGUCCGUUUUCAAUGGGUUCCGCUGGUGAAUCAGUCAUGUCACCCUUUGCUUCUAACGGGGAGUUGCCUCUCGCAUCAAUGGUACCACCACCUAACUUUAUUAAUUCCGAUUUUGGUGCGCUGAACAGGGAAACAUCUCCGAAACACAAAUGUGAUUCAUGUGGUCGAUAUUUUUCAACACAUGAAGGGCUGCGCAUGCAUGCCCAAGCGAAACACGGUGUGAAUCUUCCACGAAUAGAGACGAAAGAGAACAACAAGAAAAAAUCUAUUGCUGAAUUGUCUGCAUACAUUCCGAGCCCUGUGGAUCUUUCCAUGACAAGUCCAUUUGGCGUUCAAGAUCAACCUGAAUUCAGUUGGGUUGACACCGAAAUUAUACCACACGCCGUGGCCGUUUCAAACAUUACAGUCAGCGGAAAGGUACUUGAAGUUAAUAAAAAUGACGAUAAGAUGUUACAAAUAAUUGUUUUAGUUUCAUCCGAAACACCUGAUGAAGGUGAUAAAAUGACCAUUAUUUGUUCAAGUGAGAUUUCAAAAAUAUACAUCGAAACCAUCCAACCGGAUGAUUAUUUGUUCGUGUGCGGGGUAUUGCGUCUAACUUCAAUAUAUGAGAAUCUCAGCGAUAAGUAUUACUCCACGCCAGUUAUCCAUGUAGCGACACCUGCAGGUCUUAUAGGCAAAAUAAGCUGA
This is a messenger RNA of Phytomonas sp. Hart1, 1785 nucleotides long. NCBI's taxonomy places the organism in Eukaryota, Euglenozoa, Kinetoplastea, Trypanosomatida, Trypanosomatidae. The record is from the annotation of a GenBank genome assembly.